Aspergillus ibericus CBS 121593 is the source of this 7297-nucleotide messenger RNA. Its product is annotated as type I polyketide synthase. The record is from RefSeq and is a predicted model, not a curated record. Gene Ontology annotation, molecular function: oxidoreductase activity; 3-oxoacyl-[acyl-carrier-protein] synthase activity; fatty acid synthase activity. Gene Ontology annotation, biological process: fatty acid biosynthetic process; secondary metabolite biosynthetic process. The transcript is spliced from 4 exons. NCBI's taxonomy places the organism in Eukaryota, Fungi, Ascomycota, Eurotiomycetes, Eurotiales, Aspergillaceae. Bases 351 to 7169 code for a protein of 2272 amino acids.
ACAUGAACGAGAAUGCUCAAACGGGGACGAGGUCCAUCUCUGAAGAUGACAUUGCCAUUGUAGGCAUGGGUCCGUGAGCACCAACUGAAACCAAACCGUGGACAGACCAGCUAAAGCCUUGCACAGCAUGUCGUCUCCCCGGGGGUGCCUCCUCCCCAUCCAAGUUGUGGGAUCUCCUCGUCAGCGAGCGAUCCGGACAGGGCGAGCUGCCCUCCUCUCGGUUCAACGUGGACGCCUUUUACCAUCCCAAUGGCUCCAACCGGCCGGGGAGUAUGCACAUGAGAGGCGGAUAUUUCUUGCAGGACGAGGAUAUCCGCAGCUUUGACAACGAAUUCUUUGGCAUCAACAACAUGGAGGCCAAGUACAUGGACCCUCAACAGCGAAAGCUCCUCGAGGUGGUCUUUGAAUGUUUUGAGAGUGCUGGGUUGCUGCUGGAAAAUCUCUCAGGCGCCAACAUUGGCUGCUACGUAGGCAACUUUACGGUUGACUUUCAGCUCAUGCAACUGCGUGAUGCCGAAUACAUGCAUCGCUACACCGCGACAGGCAUGGGCACAUCGAUUCUGGGGAACCGCAUCAGCCAUGUGUUCAACCUCAAGGGUCCCAGCCUGGUUCUUGAUACAGCGUGUUCCUCCUCCCUCUACUGCCUGCACAUCGCUUGUAUGGCCCUGCAAGCCGGUGAAUGUGACGGGGCCAUCGUAGCAGGAGCCAACUUGAUUCAAACCCCCGAGCAACAUUUGGCCACCAUGAAAGCGGGCGUCUUGUCACCAAACUCGACAUGUCGCCCCUUCUCGGACGCUGCCGACGGGUAUGGUCGUGCUGAUGGGGUGGGUGCUCUUUAUGUCAAGAGGCUGGGAGAUGCUCUCCGAGAUGGGGAUCCGAUUCGAUCCAUUAUCCGGGCGAGUGCUAUCAAUGCAAAUGGAAAGACGGCAGGUAUCACGCUGCCCAGUAGUGUCGGGCAAGCAGAGGUCAUCCGCAAGGCGUAUGCCAAGGCCGGCCUGUCCCUAAAUGAUACUGCCUAUGUUGAAUGUCACGGCACCGGAACUGCGGUGGGUGAUCCGAUUGAAGCAGAGGCUGUAUCCCUAGCCUUCAAGCGUCCUACAGGGUCUGCACCUAUGUUGAUUGGAUCGGUCAAGUCCAAUCUGGGACACAGCGAAGCAGCUAGUGGAAUUUCCAGCGUCAUCAAGGGGACCUUGGCUCUCGAGCAUGGCUUUAUCCCCCCUACCAUUGGCAUUCAACGACUGAACCCCAAGAUCAAAUCGAGCGAGUGGAACGUGCAAGUGGUGACCAAGGGCCGUGAAUGGCCCGGCGGGGAAUCCGCCCAGGUUCGCCGCAUGGGCAUCAAUUCAUUUGGAUAUGGAGGCGCCAACUCGCACCUCAUUCUCGAGGGGGCCUCCUCACUCCUCAACAGCCGGAAACAACAAACUCACCCUUCCCAGGGACGCACCACCUUCUUGUUCCCCAUGUCCGCCAGCACACCGGCGGCCCUGGAGGCCCGGUACCAGGAUUUGGCCAGCUACAACCUGUCCAACAAGUCGCUUACCGAUCUGGCGUAUACACUGGGGGAGCGCCGAUCCCAACUUCGCACUCGUGGCUUCCUGGUGGCCAACCAGGAUACCCUGCCAGAGAAAUUGGCUGCCGGAGGGCUUGUGACAUUGCCCGAGGUGGCCACGGAGCCCCCGUCUCAAUACGCAUUUGUCUUCACAGGCCAGGGCGCGCAGUGGCCUCAGAUGGGGGCCGACCUUCUCUUUGAAUUUCCCGUCUUCCGUGCUGCCCUGGCGGAUCAAGAUGCGGUUCUGCAAUCCUUGCCCAACCCGCCGUCCUGGACUCUGUGCGAUUCUAUCCUCGAAUCUAGCAAGACGAGUCAGAUCCACGACGCCGGCCGAUCUCAGCCCGUGUGCAUUGCCGUGCAGGUGGGUUUGGUUGAUCUCUUGUGGUCGUGGAAUAUUCGUCCCGCUACCGUCUUGGGUCACUCGUCGGGGGAGAUCGCGGCGGCGUAUGCGGCCGGUCACUUGUCUCGCGCACAAGCCAUUCUGGUCGCAUACUAUCGCGGCCUGGCUGUCAAGACAUUACCGCUCGUGGGUGCCAUGGCUGCCGUCGGACUGUCCAGCGACGCGGCAAACGAAGAGAUCACUCGGGCCCAGUGCCAGGGCCAGAUUGUGGUUGCCUGCAUCAACUCCCCGGAGAGUGUCACCCUUUCCGGAGACGAAUCGGCAGUCGAUUCGAUUAUUGCCACCCUGCAAACCCGCAAUGUCUUCGCGCGAAAGCUCAAGACGGACGGACGUGCAUAUCACUCCCAUCAUAUGCGGGCCAUUGGAGGCCAAUAUGAAACACUGUUGGAAGCCUCCUUCAAUGACCACCGCCUACCCUCGUUCCAGUAUGCCCAGGGGGCAUCAUUCUUCUCUUCUGUGACCGGCCAGCCCAAGGUCGAUGGCUUCACGGCCGCCUAUUGGCGCGAGAACUUGGAACAGCCGGUGCGCUUCGUGGACGCGGUCAGCCAGCUUGCUCAGUCCGGGCGCCACCAGAUCAUCGAGCUGGGCCCUCAUUCCGCUCUCGAGUUGCCCAUCCGACAGAUCUGUACCCAGCUGAAGCUCUCGCCUGACCAUCUUCCGUACAGCAGUGCCCUGAUCCGAAACCGAAGCUCGGUCGAAAGUGUGCUCUCGCUUGCGGGGCAACUCUGGCUACACCACCAUCCGAUUCAAAUGUCGUUGGUGAACCAAUCCGUCUACAAGGGUCAAGCUAGUGGCCUGCGACCCCAGGUGCUGCAUGACCUCCCCCCGUAUCGCUGGACUUACGAUACUCUCCUCUGGAACGAAUGUCGCGAGAGCUCCGAGUUCCGCCACCGCCAGCACAGUCGACAUGAAAUCCUGGGCUCCAAGAUUCCUGCGGGCAGUGAGGUCGAGCUUGUCUGGCGCAAUAUGUUGCAUGGUGACGAUGCCCCGUGGCUAUUGGAUCACUCUCUGGAGUCCACGGCCGUCUUUCCCGGAUCUGGAUACAUGGCCAUGGCUGCGGAGGCACUGGGUCAGGCUCUCAACCAACCUCACCUCGCUGGCCAUACCAUUCAAUUUCAAAAUGUCCAUUUCUUGUCCGCAUUGGCUGUGCCCCGUGCUGAAGCUUCUCCUGUCGAGCUCUUCACCACCCUACGUCGGACCCCUCAUACCAAGACGGCCUCGUCCGGCCUCUGGUGGGACUUUAGCAUUGCCACGUACGAACAAGGAACUUCCACCAUCCGGGCCACGGGAUCGGUCAGUCGAUUGGAUUCCCAAGAGACCCUCCGCCCAAUGUGUGACAUCAACCCUGCUGGUCUCCAGCCCUCUGCGGCGAGGACCUGGUACGAACGCUUUGUCGAUGAAGGGUUGAACUACGGUAAAGCGUUCACCUCCAUCGAGGGCGUAUCAGUUCCUCGUUCGCAUACUGAGAAGGCUUGCCGCGCACAAGUCCGCUUCACCCAGCAGUCUCCGGGCAGCGAGGGCUAUGAGGCCGAGUAUCCCUUCCACCCGAUCCUGCUCGAUGCCAUGGUUCAGGCCGGCAUUAUCGCUACCGCUGGAGGUCGUCCACGCGAGAUGAAGGCGUUUGUCCCAACCACCAUCCGCUGGGCCACGCUUCAAGUGCCUGGGCCCGUCAAUGCGGAGACCAAGUGCUUCAUCAAUGCCACCGCGUCGCCUGUCGGUUUUGGUGCCGCUGGGUUCCAGGCCGACCUAGUGACCUCGCAGAACAAAGUCGUCGCCCAGAUCGAAUGGGGUCGUCUCCGCCAGUAUGAACCGAAUCGCCUGUCCGACACGGCUUCCGUCGCCCGUCAUCCCAUGCUGCGGGUUCUGUGGAAACCCAAGAUUUAUGGCCAGGAGUUUAUGCGCGCUGUGGAUUUUGCUCGCUACAUGGGCGACUUUGCGGAUGAAGCCCAGUCCAUGGCUGACGAGGGUUCCACGAAAUUAAUGGCAACGAUAAAUCUGCUCUCGCAUCGAAACCCUCGCAUGCGCGUGCUAGAGUUGGGCUCUGAUCGCCAGGAUUUUACCGUUGCCGUGUUGGACCUUUUGUCUGCUGACAACGAUUACCGUCGUCUAACCUCCUACGGUACGGGAUACUUGGAGGAAGGCCACCUGCAUGCGGCUGACUGGGAUCUCAAGGCGAGCAGCCCGACUGUGGCAGAGAACCUCCCAGUGGUGGCUGAUGGCGAGAAGCAGUGGGAUUUGAUCCUGCUGCCGGCCACAUCCGCCACCUGGUACGUGAGCAACCACCUGCGCCGUGUUGCUGAGUUCCUGUCUCCCGAUGGUGUGGUGCUUGCUAAGCCAACUGUGGGGGCUUAUGUGGACUACUCCAAUGAGUUUGAUGCGCUGCGCUCGAGGCUUAACAACGGGACCGAGGAGAUUCUGCUGGCACGGCCCCUCCCGACCUCAUCGCUGUCAGCCGUAACCAAGAAUAAACCACUCGUGAUCAUUGAAAAGUGUACGAGUGCUCUCGGCGAUGCUUUAGUUGCAAGCACCGGAGCGAGCCGCCUCUCUUUUGACAAGAUCACUGCAGACUCCAAGGCACUUCUGGGCGGUGCUACAGUAAUCUCGCUGCUCGAAGUCAGCAAUCCUCUCCUUGCCACCAUCAGCGAUGAUGAGAUGGACGCCAUCAAGGCCAUCACCGACAAUGCCUCGAUCCUCGUCUGGGUCACCAACGGCGACAUGAUGAGUGGAACACGUCCCGACUUUGCUCUCGUGUCCGGACUGUCCCGUGCCCUGAUGCUGGAACAGCCCUCGUUGCAGUUUCUGACGUACGACAUUGACGAUCCCACCACUGACCCGUCCAGGUCGGCCCAUAACCUCGUGCAGACCCUGCUAGAACUCGAUGGCCCUCUCGCGGACUUUGAGUAUGUGGAAAAGGGAGGCGUGGUGCAUAUCAGCCGCUUUCUUCCCGACGACGACCUCAAUCGCGAGUUCCGGCAACGGCAGGGAUCUGAAAAGAUUGAAUUGUCCCUGCAGCAAGCACGGCCGGUGCAACUGGCGCUGGACCAACCGGGGCAAUUCGACAACAUCUAUUUCAAGCAGAUCGAGCUUCCUGCUCUGGCGCCGCAUGAGGUGCAGAUACAGGUCAAGGCGGUGGGGCUGAAUGCCAAAGAUCUGUAUGUGCUAGCGGGCAAGGUUGAUAGUCGUAAUGCUGCCUGCACGCUGGAAUUUAGCGGUGUCGUGGAGCGGGUGGGUGAUGAUGUCGAGGGGCUACAGCCCGGUGACCGGGUGGUGGCCAUGGCCCCGGGCCACUUCAAGUCCGCGGAGAUUGUCCCACAGUGGGCGUGUCAGAAGCUGAGAGAUGAUGAGGAUUAUGCAACGAUGUGUACACUUCCAUUGGUGUACUCUACCGCCAUCUAUGCACUCACAAUGCGGGCUCGUCUGCAGCCAGGGGAGUCGGUGCUGAUUCACUCGGGCGCUGGUGGAGUGGGCAUUGCCGCUAUUCAGGUUGCGCAGAUGAUCGGAGCGGAGAUCUACACCACCGUUUCGACCGAGGAGAAGAAGCAGUUUCUGGUCACCACCUUUGGUAUUGACCCCACCCACAUCUUCACCUCCCGGGACGACUCGUUCGCGCGCAGCGUCCUCGCCGCAACGGACGGCAAGGGUGUGGAUGUGGUGCUGAAUUCCUUGACGGGCGAUCUCCUCCACGCCAGCUGGCGCUGCUGCGCCGCCUUUGGCCGGUUUAUCGAGAUUGGCAAGCAUGAUCUGGCCGACGACGGCCGACUGGAGAUGAACCGUUUCCUCCACAACGCGACUUUUUCAGCCUUUGACUUGUCCGAUCUCUACCACCACCCGAGCGAGACCUACCGCGAGCUGUGGUCCGGCUUACUCGACCAGGUCAUUAAUCUCUACCGGUCCUGUCGGAUUGCCAAGAUUGAGCCCCUCCGCGUGUUCAAUGUGUCGGAAAUCAACAGCAGUCUGCGGUAUUUCUCGUCGCGCAACCGCAUCGGCAAGGUGGUCGUGAGUCUCGAGAGCGAGUCCACCCUCAUUCCCGUGCAAAUCUCCAAGUACCGCACCACCUUUUCUCCCAGUAAGACGUAUCUCAUGAUCGGAUGCCUGGGAGGCCUAGGCCGCAGUAUGGCCAAAUGGAUGAUGUCGCGGGGAGCGCGAAAAUUCGUCUUCCUCGGCCGGUCGGGCAUGGACAAGCCCAGCGCGCGUCGACUCAUCGACGAUCUCAUUCAACAUGGCGCCCAGUGCCAGGUCAUCCGCGGCGACGUGUGCAACCCGACCGAUGUGGAAUCAGCCGUUGCCGCCGUGGACGGCUUAAUCGGGGGCGUGAUCCAAGCCGCGAUGGGACUCAGCGAAGCCAUCUUCACCAGCAUGACCAACCACCAAUGGCACACGGGCAUUGACCCCAAAGUACGCGGAUCCUGGAACCUCCACCACGCCAUCCAAGGCAAAGACCAAGCGCUGGAGUUCUUCCUCAUGACGAGCUCUGUCUCCGGCAGCGUCGGCACGGCCACCGAAUCCAACUACUGCUCGGGCAACUUCUUCCUCGACACCUUCGCGCGGUACCGUCACGCCCAGGGCCUCCCCGCCCAAGCCGUCGGGCUCGGCAUGAUCAGCGAAGUGGGCUACCUCCACGACAACCCAGAAAUCGAGGCCCUUCUCGUCCGCAAAGGCAUCCAAGCCAUCAACGAAGACGAACUCCUCCAAAUCAUCGACAUCGCCCUCUCCACCACCACCCCCUCCACCCAGCUCACCAUCCCCCACCCCAUCGACCACCACGCCCACGCUCACAUCCUCACCGGCCUCGAACCCUUCGGCCUCAUGGCCCUCCGCAAAAAGGGCUUCGAAGUAACCAACCUCACCUUCCGGGAUCCCCGCGCCGCCGUCCUCGCCCGCGUCCUCGACAACGAAGACGACGCCGCAAAUAGCAGCGGGGCGAAAUCAAGCACCGGCUCCCCCCUCGCCACCGAACUCGAAGAAGGCAUUCCCCUCGCGGAAGCCAUUCAACGGAGUCUAGCCCGCCGACUAGGCAACCUGGUCCUGUUACCUCGGGAGAAAGUACAGGUGACUAAACCGUUAGCGGAGUUCGGGAUGGAUAGUAUGAUUGCGGCGGAGUUUCGGACGUGGAUUUUUAGAGUGUUUGAGGUGGAUAUUCCGUUUGUGGAGCUGUUGAGUAAGUCGGUUACGGUGGGGUCGUUGGCGGAGAGGGUGUUGGGGGUGGUUGCUUCUCAGUGAAAACUGAUCAAUCUGGAAUGAGUUUGUGGUUUGUUUCUUUUAGUUUCUUUGUUUUUCGUGGUGUUGUCUCUAUAUCUCAGAUGUUGAGGAAAUGGAUAGGGUGUUCAGAAUGGUGUAGUACCCUGAAU